CGCAUACACCCUGGUGCUGGAUGUCAGAGGGUUAAGGUUGGACGCAUUAAGCUCGACCUGGUCCAGCACUUGGAGUGAGCUGAGCAGCCGCUGCCGUGUGCAUUUGCAGAUGCCGUUUGAAUGAAAUCCCGCACUGUCUGUAUUUGUGUCACAUAGAACAUUAUGCUUCACUUUACUUCUACAAGCACUCCUCUUUUCUCCCCUUUUGCCUCCCAACAUCAUAAUGUUACUAACCAUCCACCCCCUCCUCUCUUUCUCUCUUUCUUUGUCCACCCUUCUUUUCCCCCUCCAAUCUGUGUCUGUCUUCAUCCAACUUUAUUUCCAUCCCUCUUUCUCCCACUUUAUUUCCACUUCCUCCAACCCUUACAUACAACUUCCUCCUCCAGCUUCUCCCCCCCUUCCAGCGGGAGGUUCCUACUUCAUGAUCAGCCGCUCUUUGGGUCCAGAGUUUGGGGGGGCGGUAGGCCUGUGCUUCUACUUGGGCACAACCUUCGCUGGAGCCAUGUACAUCCUGGGAGCUGUCGAGAUCCUUCUGGUGUACAUUGCACCCGGAGCAGCUAUCUUUGAAGGUGAAGGAGCAGCCAUGUUGAACAACAUGAGAAUAUACGGCUCCAUCUUUCUCCUCUUCAUGGCCUUGCUGGUUUUCGUGGGGGUCAAGUAUGUGAACAAACUGGCCUCCGUCUUCUUGGCCUGCGUCAUCAUCUCCAUUUUAUCCAUCUAUGUCGGAGCGCUGGUUUCUGCCUUCAGCGUGCCGGAUUUUCCCGUAUGCAUGCUGGGAAACAGAACUAUCAACGCCCAUGAUGUUGCUGACAACCACUGUAGUAAAACUGUCCUGGUUAAAGUUGCAGCUGAGAAAUUAGACAGCAACUUCACGAUUAACGAAAACAGCACAGUGGGCCCCACCUUUGACCCCAGCCAUGUCCCAGAGGUGAUGGUGGAGAAGACCACGCGUCUUUGGAAGUUAUUUUGCCAUAACUCACAGCUCAACGCCACCUGUGACGAAUACUUCACUUCAAACAACUUCUCUGAGAUUAAAGGGAUCCCCGGACUGACUAGUGGGGCCAUAUCAGAGAACCUGUGGAGUACAUACCUACACAAAGGGGAUGUUUUGGAGAAAAGGUCCCUCCACACCUCUCAAGCUGCACACCCAGCCUCUGAUCGCUAUCCGUACGUGUUUGCUGACAUCAUCACCUCCUUCACAGUGCUCGUGGGCAUCUUCUUCCCCUCAGUCACAGGAAUCAUGGCUGGCUCCAACCGGUCGGGGGAUUUAAAAGAUGCUCAGCGCUCCAUCCCCAUCGGAACCAUCCUCGCCAUCCUCACCACCUCUUUAGUCUGUAUCCUUUCAUCGGACAGUUUGAUUGAACUUUCAUGCACUCAAAUUCAAAAGUUUGGAGAUUCAGUUAAAGGCAAUCUGGUGGUGGGAACUUUGGCUUGGCCCUCGCCGUGGGUCAUUGUGAUUGGGUCCUUCUUCUCCACAUGUGACGCGGGCCUCCAGUCUUUGACCGGCGCUCCACGACUCCUGCAGGCCAUCGCCAAAGACAACAUCAUCCCCUUCCUCCGGGUGUUUGGCCACGGGAAAGCUAACGGGGAACCUACGUGGGCCCUGCUGCUGACAGCUCUGAUAGCUGAGCUGGGGAUUCUCAUCGCAUCUCUGGACAUGGUGGCUCCUGUUCUGACAAUGUUCUUCCUCAUGUGCUACCUGUUUGUAAACCUGGCCUGUGCCCUCCAGACCCUCCUGAGGACACCCAGCUGGAGGUCUCGCUUAUCAUACUACCACUGGAGCUUGUCCUUUCUGGGGAUGACUUUCUGCCUGGCGCUCAUGUUUAUAUCCUCUUGGUAUUAUGCAAUCGUUGCCAUGGUGAUCGCCGGUAUGAGCUACAACUACAUUCAGUAUCAAGGAGCAGAGAAGGAGUGGGGAGAUGGGAUCCGUGGUCUGUCACUCAGCGCUGCCCGUUAUGCUCUGCUGAGGCUGGAAGAAGGACCACCGCAUACUAAAAACUGGAGGCCUCAGCUGUUGGUAUUAUUAAAACUGGAUGAAGACGCCCACGUCAAGUCUCCUCGGCUCCUGACGUGCCAGCUAAAGGCAGGAAAAGGCCUGACCAUUGUUGGCACUGUUGUUCCCGGGAACUACCUGCAGAGCUAUGGAGAGGCGCUCGCUGCUGAGCAGACUCUGAAGCACCUGAUGGAUAAGGAGCGCGUGAAGGGCUUCUGCCAGCGCAUCGUGGCUCAAAAGCCACGUGAUGGGAUCAGCCACAUGAUCCAGUCGAGUGGCCUGGGAGGAAUGAAACCCAACAAUGUGGUAAUGGGCUGGCCUCACGCUUGGAGGCAAAGCGAGGACCCACAGUCCUGGAAGACCUUCAUCAACACAGUGCAGGUGACCACAGCGGCCCACCUUGCGCUUCUGGUGCCCAAAAACAUCUCCCUGUUCCCUGGCAACUCUGAGCCCUGCACAGAGGGCUACAUCGAUGUGUGGUGGAUCGUCCAUGACGGCGGGAUGCUGAUGCUUCUGCCUUUCCUCCUGCGACAACACAAGGUGUGGCACCAGUGUUCAGUGCGCAUCUUCACAGUGGCCCAGAUGGAGGAUAAUUCCAUGCUGAUGAUGGAGCAGAGGUCUCAGAUGCUCAGACAAAUGCAACUGUCUAAAUCUGAUCGGGACAGAGAGGCCCAGCUGGUGAAGGAUCGUAACUCCAUGCUGCGUCUGACGAGCAUCGGCUCAGACGACGAAGAUGACACAGACCGGGCAGGGAGCGGCGGCGGCAGCUCUGAGCACCACCGCCGCAUUCAGAUGACCUGGACCAAAGAGAAGACCACACAGUACAGAGCGACGCACUCGGGCUGCUCCACCCCCGAGGGCUUCAGGGACAUGCUGAGCAUCAGGCCGGACCACUCCAACGUCAGGCGAAUGCACACCGCCGUCAAACUCAACGAGGUCAUUGUCAACAGAUCCCACGAUGCCCGGGUCGUCCUGCUCAACAUGCCUGGACCCCCCAAGAACACCGAAGGAGAUGAGAACUACAUGGAGUUCCUGGAGGUCCUGACAGAGGGAUUGGAGCGUGUUCUGUUGGUGAGAGGCGGAGGAAGUGAAGUCAUCACCAUCUACUCCUGAUUGGACAAACACAGGAAGCCAGCAUCAAGCAAAGCAGCCAGUCGUGCAGGAGAGAGCAGAGUGAAGACGGUGGGAUCUGGGGAACCUGAAAA
Messenger RNA from Oreochromis niloticus (Nile tilapia), 3198 nucleotides. Its product is annotated as solute carrier family 12 member 6. Gene Ontology annotation, molecular function: potassium:chloride symporter activity. The record is from RefSeq and is a predicted model, not a curated record. Gene Ontology annotation, biological process: chloride ion homeostasis; potassium ion import across plasma membrane; chloride transmembrane transport. Gene Ontology annotation, cellular component: plasma membrane. NCBI's taxonomy places the organism in Eukaryota, Metazoa, Chordata, Actinopteri, Cichliformes, Cichlidae.